Molecule: messenger RNA, 2196 nt
Organism: Penicillium daleae
Lineage: Eukaryota; Fungi; Ascomycota; Eurotiomycetes; Eurotiales; Aspergillaceae
Product: putative ABC transporter
Exons: 2
Coding region: 1-2196 (731 amino acids)
Molecular function (GO): ATP hydrolysis activity; ATP binding
Source: RefSeq, a predicted model, not a curated record
AUGCUUCUUCGAACAAGCCUACGGGCUCGUUUGCUGCGGCCCGCUGGCUUUCGCGCCGUGCGAUUCAACUCUUCAGCACCGCUUAUUCGCAUUGAGAACGGAACUUUCUACAAGCAAUAUCCGACCGAGGACAAUGCCACAACCAAUCUGCCUCUGUACCCGAACCUCGACUUCACUUUACCCUCCGAGGCGGUGAUCUCUCCCACGAAGGGACCCUCACUGCAACAUUGGGCCGUAAUUGGUCCCUCGACUCGAACAGAUCUACUCGACAUAUUCCGUGGCCAGCACAUUGCGAUCCCUCCUACCGCCCGGUCAUAUCCCUACCUCCUCUCCGAUGAAAUCGCUGCGAAGGACCCCCGGCUACGCAUUAUUGGAAAUGCCAUUCAGUACAUCGGAUUCAGUGGUGAAGGUUCUGGUGCCAUUGGAGGUACUCGUGGCGCAUACUUGAGUGCGCGCUAUGAGAGUCUUCGCGAAGAGACCGAUUGGACGGUGGAGCAAUUCCUGCGAGGGCAGACAUCGCUGAAUCCUCCUGAGGGGGAAGAAAACGGUACUCUGAAGGAUGAGGAGUUGCUGAAGGAAGUUAUUACGGAUCUGCACCUGGAAUCGCUGCUUGGCAUGCCAGUCGCAAAUCUGAGCAACGGACAGACGCGACGGGCUCGUAUCGCUAAGGCCCUGCUCGAGAAGCCGGAAUUGUUGCUCCUAGAUGAGCCUUUCAUGGGAUUGGACCCGGCCACUACCCGAAGUAUCUCGAAUCUGCUUCACCGACUGGCAGAGAAACAAUCACCCCGGCUGGUACUGGCACUUCGCCCUCAGGAUCGGAUACCAGACUGGAUCUCUCAUGUAGUUUUGGUGGGCAAAAAUCACCAGGUACUUCAACAGGGAACAAAGCCAGACAUUCACGCAACCCUUCAGGCAUGGCAAAAGAUGCCUGUAACAGGAAAGAGAUUUCCAAGAAAUCCCGAAAAACUGGCUAAAAUGCUUGAAUUUCGCGCUCAUCUAGAGUCAGGGAAUCUUGAUGAGCAGUUGCUCCAGGACUUCACCUUGAAUCAAACCAAAAAACCUCUAAAACAAGAACAUGCAUCACUAGGCGGGGAGGCCCUCAUUGAAAUGGAUGGAGUUCGUGUCCAGUACGGUGAUAAGGUCGUGCUGGGUGACUGGAAACAGAAGGUGAAUGAUGAAACUAAGGAGGGCCUUCACUGGCGGGUGCGCCGAGGGCAACGCUGGGCGGUACUCGGUGCAAACGGUUCCGGGAAGACGACACUGUUGUCGUUGAUCACAUCGGAUCAUCCACAAGCAUACUCACAGCCCGUUAAGAUCUUUGGUCGGUCUCGUCUUCCUGAGGUGGGCAAACCCGGGAUUUCCAUCUUCGAACUACAGUCUCGCCUCGGCCAUUCAUCACCUGAGAUCCACGCCUUCUUCCCACGCCAGUUGACGGUGCGGCAGGCUUUGGAGUCGGCCUUUGCGGAGACUUUCCUGUCCAAACCAAGUCUUGAUCACGAGAAGGAUCUCGAUGUGAGUGCAGCUCUCCGAGCUUUCAAGGCCGAGCUGGACCCCAAUACCUCCCCCGAGGAAGCACCAACGGUAUCCAUCGAAAAAUUGUUCCCGAAACUGGACCCGGAAGGCUCAGGCAAGGUAAAAAAGCCUGCCACUUCCACUUUCUACAUGCCCUUGGAAUACCAGGUUGAGUAUGCCGACAACAUCAAGUUCGGUGAGCUGAGCACUGCACAACAGCGAAUUGUGCUAUUCCUGCGUGCCUUGAUUCAUAAACCGGACAUUGUCAUCCUUGACGAACCAUUUUCGGGCUUGACCGCCUCACAACGCGAUAAGUGCUUACAAUUCAUUGAGAAGGGGGAAGCUCUUAAGGACUUAAAAAUCCCCCGUGGCGUCCCACUCCGACACCGCGGGUUAUCAGAGAAUCAGGCCUUGGUUAUGAUCAGUCACGUGAAGGAGGAGAUCCCGAGCAGUGUGCGGUAUUACAUGCGCCUACCGUCUGAACUAGGCGAGGGUGCUGAACCUGUCGAUUUCCGCGCUGGCAUGCUGAAAAGCUCCAGCGUGCUAAGCGAUUCGGCAGUCUGGGAUUUGGUGUGGUCCCCGGCUGGACAAUUUUCACAAAAUAGUGAGAAGACGACCAUUGAGCAAACGUCUAAAAAGGUUGGACACGAUGACUUUGAGAGAUUCGGAUAUUACACGAUAUAG